GUCACAUUUUUCUGUCCUCACAUUUCACCCCCAUUUAAAGGUUACUCUCGUAGUGCGGUAUAUUUGGUCCAUUUCGACAACUACGAAGACAUCAUAAACCUUAAGAGUGACGAUGUAAUAGUAGGUGUAACUAUUUCACAAAAUCGAGUAAGUAGUGGACAUGUCAAAGAUACACGGUUCGGCAGAUCAU
Racocetra persica is the source of this 190-nucleotide messenger RNA. NCBI's taxonomy places the organism in Eukaryota, Fungi, Glomeromycota, Glomeromycetes, Diversisporales, Gigasporaceae. The record is from the annotation of a GenBank genome assembly.